This is a messenger RNA of Phyllopteryx taeniolatus (common seadragon), 2983 nucleotides long. RefSeq names its product protein ILRUN-like. The transcript has 5 exons. Gene Ontology annotation, biological process: macroautophagy. Gene Ontology annotation, molecular function: ubiquitin binding. NCBI's taxonomy places the organism in Eukaryota, Metazoa, Chordata, Actinopteri, Syngnathiformes, Syngnathidae. The record is from RefSeq and is a predicted model, not a curated record. Gene Ontology annotation, cellular component: phagophore assembly site. Bases 150 to 1019 code for a protein of 289 amino acids.
AGAGGUGAGCGUUGCGAUUGUGACAUGCGCACUGGGCGCUGUUCACAGUUUGUUAUGACAAGCCGAGGCCUUGAUCUCAGAAGUUUGUUUUUCUCGUUUGUCUUUUUUUUUUUUUUUUUUUCCCCUCAUUUUCAAGAGGCGAAGUCACGAUGGAGGGUAUGGAGCUGGAUGUGGACCAGGAGCUCACGCAAAAAUUUAGUUGCAUGGGCACGACAGACAAAGACAUCCUCAUAUCGGAGUUCCAGAGGCUCCUCGGCUUUCAGCUGAACCCCGCCGGAUGCGCCUUCUUCCUGGACAUGACCAACUGGAAUUUACAAGCAGCUAUUGGAGCCUACUAUGACUUUGAGAGUCCUAAUAUCAGUGCGCCUUGCAUGUCCCUUGUGAAGGAUGUGACGAUUGGUGAGGGUGAAUCAGUUCCACCUGACACACGUUUCACCAAGACCUGGAGGAUACAGAACACAGGUGCAGAGUCUUGGCCGCCUGGGGUUUGCCUGAAGUAUGUUGGGGGAGAUGAGUUUGGUCACGUAAACAUGGUAACGGUACGGUCUCUAGCCCCUCAGGAAAUGACGGACGUGAGUGUGCCUAUGCAGAGCCCUGUGUCUCCUGGUAUGUACCAGGGCCAGUGGAGAAUGUGCACAGCAACAGGACUUUACUAUGGAGAUAUUAUUUGGGUAAUCCUGAGCGUGGAGGUCGGAGGCCUUCUUGGUGUCACACAGCAGCUUUCAUCCUUCCAGGCAGAGUUCAACACCCAACCUCAUCGCAAUGUAGAGGGAAAUUACAACCCCUUCGCCUCACCAGAGAGGAGCAAAUGGCCCAACAGCAACACCAGCCUCCAUCAUGACAGCAGCCAUAAAGUCUCAGAGGAACACUGGCAGGGAAGCCCGAACCAGCUGCAGCAAGAUCAGAAUGGACUUUCACACAGCUCUGUAGACAUAGUAGCAAACAGCCUACAAAGCAAUCUGUCAAUAGUCACUUAUAACCAGGGUUUACAGGAGCCUUCCCCUUUUGGUCACUCUUAAACCUUGGGACUUGUUCUAAAGAAACUGCAGUGAUAAGCGCCUCUGGAGCCUACCAGAUCAAUAAAAGAUGGAAGAGGCUUCAUAAGUUGCUGCAGGAGAGUCAGGAAUCAUUUUAUGCAAAACGGCUCUACCCUGCAGAGGCACUCUUGAGCAGCAGAGGUCUCUAAAGUCGGAUCCACCAUCCCACAGCCACUGUGUGCUUGUUUGAAUGCUAAGUUUAAAAGUAGCGCUAUGAGUCUUUUGAGUGAUAUCUCUUUUUUUCAUAUGAUUUAGUUGUCAAAAUUGCGUGUAUUUGUCAAAUUGUAUGUGUAUUCUUGUGAGUGUGUGUGUACAAGUGCAAAAAGAAAUUUUGGAGGAAAAGCCAUUUAUUUUGCCGAUUUUAAGACUGCCCAAUUCAUCCAUUGAUUUGGUUUCUUGAAAUUUUCCCUUUAACAAAGAAAAAUAAUGUACCGGUAGUUAUUUUGGAAAAAGCACGUUUUAUUUUUAUAAUACACAGAAAUCCUCCAGAAAGUAUGAAAAGCUUAAAUCAGGUAGUACAUUUACACACACACACAAACACGCGACACCCAAAUUAGAUAAGUCACUAAAAUAAAAUGCAGUACAAUUGUUCUCCGCUUGAGGGUGUCAUCGUCACUUAAAUAUUGUGCAGGGCAGCUUCAAUGACUUAGACCUGUUCAUCGAUUCUCAGCCCCAUAGUCCUUACCUGGUUUAUUUGGCUACAUUUGGAAUGCCUUAUGAAUUUAAUUUAACAUAAGGUGUUUUCCACGUUUUAUGAUGCCUUAUACUGUCAAACAGGACUAUCAGAACUAAACUGGGAAAAAGCUGGCGUGGCAUGAUUGAAGCCAAACCUAAUUUGCUGUAUGUACUACAUUUGAAUCAUAGCUUUCUGAUCCCAUGUAGAGAUCAUUUGGAAACAACCAUCCAUCCAUUAAUUUUCUGCUAGAUCAUUCAGUUAACCUAACAUGCAUAUUUUUGAAAUGUGGGAGGAAGCAAGAGUAUCCAGAGAAAGUACAUGUAAUUCUGUGGAGGUGAUACAAACCCCACACAGAAAAGAGAGUCAAACCUACAACCUUUGACUUUAAGGUAGAUGUGCUAACAAGUUACCACACGCUUCACCGUGCUGCCUUUAUUAACGUGUAUGCUGUUUUAAAGUCAACACCAUCCUGGUCAUAUUAACUGAAAUUAUUGCACGAUUGAUCGUAAUUCCCCAGUGAUUGAACCAAUUAAGCUAUUAUAGCAUUGUACUGCAGUUCAAUAUGAACAGCAAUGCAUAGUAAUUGUAAAAACGGAAUCAGUUUACAUGCCCAUUUCAUUUUACAGCUCUUGCGCACUAUCUUUUAAUUUGAAUGUAUUCUAUGAAUGUAGAGAGAAAAAUUGUUGGCAAAAUGAUGAAUUAGCCCGAAGGCUAUAGAUUUGUGUUUGUGUUGAAUACUAUUCUGCUUCUAGGGUUCAAACAUCACCAAUCCUGUAGUGACGUAAGAGCUGACACAUUGGUGUUGUCCUCAUUUUUUGUUGCUGCAUAUUUAGUAGCACUGGACUGACUGAUCUAUGCACUGAGUAACCUGACCUCUGAGGCCCAUGUGUGUGUUACUUCCUACACUUGAGUCCCGAAGGGCUAAUUGACUGAGUCUGGCAAUCACAGCCAUUUUUAAGAGUACUUUACUCUUGGUUGGUAAACAUCUUCAAUGCAGCUGUAACGGUAAACCCCAAACGAUGCUGAACUUUUGACAAUAUCAGCUAACACUUCAGCAUGCCACAAAGACAAAAAAAUGUCCCAAGAGGUCAAAGCGCAACACUUGUAAUUGCUCUCAGUAGUAACUUGUCAAGUGCAGUGUGUGUUUAUCUUUGAAGUUUCCAAUGAUAAAUCAUACAGCAGCAUGUUUGUAAGUGUGGGAGUGUUGAAAGCUUUUUCUCUUGUACGUUUGAUGAAUGUUUGUAUGAAUAAAUUAUCGUUGAAAAUUAAA